AUGUUGGCACUACGGUCUCUUGUGUUUUUAUUUGUUCUACCGUUUUUAGUGUCAGCAGAAUUUUACUCGUCCAAAGGCCAAGAUGAAUGGGAACGAAUCGUGGGGGGUACGAAGGCACCGAACGGCAGCGUUCCCUACCAAGUGUCGCUGAGGUGGUGGGGCGUUUGGCAUUUCUGUGGUGCCUCUUUGGUCACCCCGAGGGUCAUACUCACCGCAGCCCACUGCGUUCAAAGAGCGAGGCCCAUAUAUUUCAAAGCCGUAGUUGGUACAAACAUGCUUCGGGCCGGCGGCAAGGCUUACAGCAUUCGGAAAAUCGUCUACCAUGAGAACUACGAUGAUGAUGUCAUCAAGAAUGACAUAGCAAUACUGUUUACUGAUGAGGAAAUUGAGUUCAGCAGCACAGUUGACGCCAUAGAGUUGAAUGAUGAACCGGUGGAGAAGGGAGAAGAGUUGAAACUUACUGGUUGGGGUACUACAUCUUACCCAGGGCGACUCCCCAAUGAUCUCAUGCAGUUGGAUCUAAAGGCGAUCACCUACGAGGAGUGCAAGGAGGCCCACAAGAAUAUCAACGAAGUAUUCGAAACGCAGAUAUGUGCGUUGACCAAAGCCGGAGAAGGCGCAUGUCAUGGCGACUCCGGUGGACCUUUAGUGCGUGAAGGUCGACAAGUCGGCAUAGUAUCAUGGGGCAUACCCUGUGCUAGAGGCAAACCUGAUGUAUAUACUAAGGUGGAAUCAUUCAUGCGUUGGAUUGAGAAGACUCUAUACGACGACGACGAAGAUCACCUCAGGUUCCUGAACAAACGGAAAACAAACAAGCACUAGGAUCUAGACGGUUGCUAUGCAAUUUUGGAAUUUAAUGUAACUGUAUUAGAUUGCAUUUUGUUAUACACGAAGAUACCAUAUACUCAGAAUUAUAUUAUUGAUAA
Molecule: messenger RNA, 926 nt
Organism: Galleria mellonella (greater wax moth)
Lineage: Eukaryota; Metazoa; Arthropoda; Insecta; Lepidoptera; Pyralidae
Product: chymotrypsin-1-like
Exons: 6
Coding region: 1-822 (273 amino acids)
Biological process (GO): proteolysis
Molecular function (GO): serine-type endopeptidase activity
Source: RefSeq, a predicted model, not a curated record